AUGGUUCAAAUAAUAUACCUUGUAGGGAUAGACCGCACUGAGAAUAAGUAUGCCUGUAUGUCCAUGGCAAUAUUACUGCACUACUUUCUUCUGAGUAUGUUUUGUUGGAUGUUGAUUGAGGGCUUCCAUCUGUACGUUAUGCUCGUGCAAGUGUUUAAAGCAAACAGGAAUUUCAAAAAAUACCUAGCGUUUGGCUGGGGUUUACCUAUUGUGAUAGUAGGAAUAUCGGCUGGAAUAUUUCAUGAUGAGUAUGGAUCUAACACCGUAUGCUGGUUAACUCGUAAAGUCUUGCUUGUGGCGUUUGUGCCUGCUGUGGGACUUUUAAUUUUGUUGAAUACAAUCGUUUUAUUCGUUGUGUUGAGGACUAUGAUGCGUUCGAUUUCGGUGUCUGCAAAAAUAGGAACAGACGAACGAUCUAGCGUAAGAACUGGUCUAAAGGCAGCUGCCGUCUUACUUCCUAUUCUCGGGCUGACUUGGACUUUGGGAUUUUUCUCAAUUGACUCCAAGGACACACUUGUCUUUACUUAUCUUUUCACAUUCCUAAACUCUCUUCAGGGUGUUUUCUUUUUCUUGUUCCAUUGCUUGAUGAGUACUGAUGUGAAGACUGCUUUUGAACGCAGAUCACAGCGAAAGAGCAGGUCUAGUUUGUCAGCAACUCUUGGUAAAUCCAACAAAAGGGACAGGCUGAUAGACAACAGAAAGUCGUCUUCGACGGAUACGUCUUUGACGGAUGUGUCCCUCUCCCACAAAUUAACCCCUACCACCAACAGAUUUUCACAGAUGGAGUCGAACUGGGAUAAUUAUGGAUACGACCAUCCGACGGAAUUUUUCACUCGCUCUUUUAGCGAUGGCAUCCCUUCUUGGAAAAAUAUCAACAAUUUACGCGCGCUUCACACGCAUUAUCAGACAGCAGACGACAUUUAUUCCAAACACGGCCUUCAUCAGAGACAAUUUGAACAGAGUAAAGAACAGUCUAUUGAAGACCUUUACAGCAAACCAUUGAAGAGACGUGACAGAGAGAACCAUGUUCAUUUCAAUGAUGACAUGGUAUUAACAGAACGAAAACUCGGCACAAUUAGUCCACCUGGAAUGAAGCUGACGAACUUCGACAGUCCGUACACUACAAUCGACAAAAAUUGGUCGAAGAGUUUUCUGGCUGAAAUUCAAGAAAAAGCAAACAAUAUCAAGUUAAGGAACAAUUUGGCGAUUGAAAAUGGAAAACUGGAGGUAUAG
This is a messenger RNA of Saccostrea cuccullata (small rock oyster), 1233 nucleotides long. Its product is annotated as adhesion G-protein coupled receptor D1-like. Bases 1 to 1233 code for a protein of 410 amino acids. Gene Ontology annotation, biological process: adenylate cyclase-activating G protein-coupled receptor signaling pathway; cell surface receptor signaling pathway. The transcript has 9 exons. The record is from RefSeq and is a predicted model, not a curated record. Gene Ontology annotation, cellular component: plasma membrane. Lineage: Eukaryota; Metazoa; Mollusca; Bivalvia; Ostreida; Ostreidae. Gene Ontology annotation, molecular function: G protein-coupled receptor activity.